AUUUAGAUAUUUAUAAUUUGAUGUUUUAAAACAUAUCCAUGAUUAUGAAAAUUUAGUAGGAUAUACUUUCUAAAUUUUAAACCGAAUUACGUUUUAAAACUGAAUUACGUUUGUGCGUUUAAAACCCUACAUACCUUUUAAAUCCUACAGCAGUUUUGUGAGUUUUGGACCAUCAUCCUCUUUCUGGGGGCUGCGUCUUUCAGUAUCAGAUUCUCCCUUAAUUUCGCCAAUAUCAAGAUCUUUCUGUUCAGUCUGAACCAUCUGAUACUGGAUUAGGGUUUUACGCAGCGGAAAAGGAAGGGGAUCGCUAGGGUUUUUCUCAAAGCACACUUAAUCGAGAGAGAGCGAUGGCGGAAGUGCGUGGGUCUGAUUUUCAGAUAUAUAACACCAUGACGAAACAGAAGGAGAAAUUCGUUCCUUUAGUUCCUGGCAAAGUCGCCAUGUACGUCUGUGGCGUUACAUCUUAUGACUUCAGUCAUAUUGGUCACGCUCGUGCCUAUGUCGCCUUCGAUGUUCUCUUUCGGUAUUUGAAACAUUUGGGCUAUGAAGUUAAAUAUGUCCGAAACUUCACUGAUGUAGAUGACAAGAUUAUCAAAAGAGCCAAUGAACUUGGGGAGGACCCACUAGCUUUAAGUGGACGAUUUUGCCAAGAGUUUCUAAUCGACAUGGCUGAUCUUCAAUGCUUGCCUCCAAACGAACAACCUCGUGUCUCAGAUCACAUGGAUCAAAUAAGAGAUAUGAUAUCAAAGAUAAUUGAGAACAACUGGGCUUAUCCUGUAGAUGGAGAUGUCUAUUUUUCAGUUGGAAUUCCUCCCAAUAAUUUUCCCAAUUACGGGAGGUUAUCAGGGAGAAAGCCUGAAGACAAUAGAGCUGGUGAACGUAUUGCUAUUGAUUCAAGAAAAAGAAAUCCAGCUGAUUUUGCAUUGUGGAAAGCUGCUAAGCCAGGGGAGAUAAGUUGGGAGAGCCCGUGGGGCCCGGGAAGGCCAGGGUGGCAUAUUGAAUGCAGUGCAAUGAGUGCGACUUAUUUAACAGAAAAAUUUGAUAUUCAUGGUGGUGGAAUGGAUUUAAUCUUUCCACAUCAUGAAAAUGAGAUUGCUCAAAGCUCUGCUGCAUGUCCAAAUAGUAAUAUAACUUACUGGAUGCACAACGGUUUUGUCACUGCAAAUGAUGAAAAAAUGUCAAAAUCCGUUGGCAACUUUUUCACCAUUCGUGAGGUGACUAAAUUAUAUCACCCACUUGCCUUGAGGCAUUUCUUGAUGGGCACACACUAUCGUUCUCCGGUCAAUUACUCAAUUUCUCAAAUCGAGAUCUCCUCAGAAUCCAUCUUUUAUAUUUAUCAGACUCUGGAAGACUGUGAGAGUGCUAUUGCACAAGAAAAGGAUGCGGCUGCUUCUGUUUCUGGUGGGAAAAAAUAUCCAUCGACUGCUGAUGCCCAAAAAUGCAUUACAGAUCUUAAAACUCACUUUGAAAAAAAAAUGUCUGAUGAUUUACACACACCUUCUAUUCUCAAUGACGCCCUUCAAGAAGCCUUAAGACUGCUCAAUAAAAUACUAAGCAUGCUCAAGAAAAAGCUUCAAAAACCACAGAAGUUGUCAUACAUUCAGUCGCUGGUUGAGUUGGAGAAAGAAGUGAGGGACGUUUUAGACGUUUUAGGACUGCUUUCCAGUUCUACAUAUACCGAGGUUUUGAAGCAGUUAAAAGAGAAAGCAUUGAAGAGAGCUGAGUUGAGUGAAGAGGAGAUAUUACAACGUAUUGAAGAACGUGCAUUGGCUAGAAAGAAUAAAGAUUUCUUACGUGGGGACCAAAUCAGGAGUUAUUUGACUUCAAAAGGUAUUGCUUUGAUGGAUGUUGGGAAGGACACCAUUUGGCGCCCCUGUGUGCCAGCUGGCGCAGAAGAAGAAGAUAACACAACACAGACUCCGGUCAACGACACCUCAGAUGGUCAACUGUCCAACCUUGUUAGAAGAGCAACAAUGCUAAGGCUACAACUCAAGUAUAUGGGGUUAAUAAGGACAAACGUGGGUGAUUGGGAAGAAGAUCGUAGUAUUGAAGACAUGUUCCACCAAAUCAUCACGAAGGUUGUGGUGUCUAGCAUGGUCGUAUACUUCCUCUAUGUUUGUCUAAAUCCCACUCAUUCAAUUUUGAAUUGGUGGACGUCGUUAAAUUAUAGGUUUGCACAAAUAUCGGUCAUGAUAGAGGAUAAUCACAACUUUAACAAACUUUGA
Lactuca saligna is the source of this 2225-nucleotide messenger RNA. The record is from the annotation of a GenBank genome assembly. NCBI's taxonomy places the organism in Eukaryota, Viridiplantae, Streptophyta, Magnoliopsida, Asterales, Asteraceae.